UUCACCAGGUAAGACUGCAGGUGUGAAGCUCUAUCUUUCUGUAUGUAUCUGUUCAACUGAUCCUUCAUAUUUUCAUCAUUCAUCUGAGAUCAGAUGCAGCUGUUCACUGAGAAGAGCAGGGAGUGUUUGGUGUUACCAUGGCAACUGCCCCUGUCCUCCUCCUCUUCCUCCUCCUCUCAGUAACUACAGAACUUUCUACAGUUUCUUCUCCUGCAGAUCAAAGUCGUCUCAGAACUUUCCACAUCACUGAGAAGAGAAUGAAUCAGACUGAGGCUCGAGCAGCUUGUAGAACAAACUACACUGACCUGGUCACUGUGUACAGUGAUGAAGACAACACUGCACUGACUAACCUGAUCAACAUGACUGGUAUCAGUUUAGCCUGGAUUGGUCUGAUCCGCAAUCAGUCCAGUGAUAAAUGGUCUAAUGGAGAUGAUGUUACAUUCAGUAAUCUGACAGGGGUCUGUGGGUCAGGGUCCUGCUGUGUUGCUAUGAAGGCUGAUGGAUCAUGGGAAAGUCUUCAGUGCACAGAUAAAAGAAACUUCAUGUGUUAUAAACGAGAUGCUGACCUCACCCUCAGAUAUCAUUUAACCUCUGAGAAUAUGAGCUGGUAUGAAGCUCAGAGUUACUGCAGGAAGAACUACACUGACCUGGUCAGCAUCAGAGAUCAGAACCAGAACGAAGCAGUGAAGAUAGAAGGGCUGACCAGCAGAACGUCCUUCUGGAUCGGCCUGCUGCAUGAUGGCUGGGAGUGGACUGAUGGUGGACGCUCUGCCUACAGGAACUGGGCGACUGCUCAGCCUCGAUCAUCAUCAGUCUGUGUCAGACUGAGAAAAGGGAAAUGGGAAACAUCACCAUGCAGUAAUACUCGUCCUGCUCUGUGCUACAACACACUCAUCCAUGUCAGCGCUGAGCAGAUGGACUGGGAGAGCGCUCUGGAUUACUGUCAGAGAGAGAACAGGACGGCUAUUCUGCGCAUCGAGUCUGAUCUGGACCAGAAAGAGGUGAAGUUCGAGCUCAGGAGGAGGCGUGUCUCUGGGCCUCUGUGGGUGGGGCUUGGACAGAGUCGACUCUCUGAGCUGUUGAAGUCGUCCAGUAAGCUGGCUUUGGGACCCUGGACCAACAGGAACGAGAGACAGACUGAGCCUGCGCCCCUCAGCCGUGCUGGGACAGACACUGUGGAGAAAACGUUCAGGAAGAAGACGGACGUUUCAGCUCUUAGAGCUGUUUGUGAACUUAAACAACCAUAAAAGACAGAUUUCUCACCCUGGAAGUGACCAGUCCACUGUUUUCUAGCUCUGACUCUGUUCCAGUCCACAUGCACUUCACUAGAUUAAUUCAGUCUAUAAAGCAGAUUAAAUACUAAACAGUGAUAAAGACUCAGUUACACACUUUUAAAAUGAUUUAGCUUCUCUUUGUUUAU
Colossoma macropomum (tambaqui) is the source of this 1420-nucleotide messenger RNA. RefSeq names its product secretory phospholipase A2 receptor-like. The coding region runs from base 138 to 1247 and encodes 369 amino acids. The transcript has 4 exons. NCBI's taxonomy places the organism in Eukaryota, Metazoa, Chordata, Actinopteri, Characiformes, Serrasalmidae. The record is from RefSeq and is a predicted model, not a curated record.